Pseudophryne corroboree (corroboree frog) is the source of this 555-nucleotide messenger RNA. RefSeq names its product waprin-Phi1-like. The record is from RefSeq and is a predicted model, not a curated record. The transcript is spliced from 4 exons. Gene Ontology annotation, molecular function: peptidase inhibitor activity. NCBI's taxonomy places the organism in Eukaryota, Metazoa, Chordata, Amphibia, Anura, Myobatrachidae. Bases 54 to 449 code for a protein of 131 amino acids. Gene Ontology annotation, cellular component: extracellular region.
CCAGCUGCUUCCUUAUUACUUUGGUAUUGAGAGUUCUACGACUUCACUCCACAAUGCUCAGAGUACUGAUUUUCUCCGCACUACUGGCUGUGGCUCUAUGUCAUGACAGCAGCAGUGAAAGCCAUGAGCAUCUUGCAGAGAAGCGAGGCCACUGCCCACCCGUGUCCAGUAACUCUUCCGUCUCAGCUUGUUCUACACCAUGCACGAAUGGAACUAACUGCACAAUUGCAAACUGCUCAUCUGACACUAACUGCACAGGAGCCCAGAAGUGCUGUAACACUAACUGUGGACUAAUGUGUGUGGAUCCUGUGUACAAGACAAUUUGUGAGGAGGAUAAUGACUGCGAAGGAACACUUGUCUGCUGUAAGAAGAGCUGUGUUCCAGAGUGUGCACCUCUCAAGCCAGUGAAACCACCCAAGAAACAUGGAAAAGAAUGGAAAAGAAGAUAAAAUGAAUGGUAGAUCCAGGAUGAUCGUCCGGUUUGACAGACUACACAGCAAAUGUUCAUAAGAUGAUUAUAAAGCACAAACUAUUAAAAUGUUGCAGAAAUGCCAA